Molecule: messenger RNA, 8263 nt
Organism: Stegostoma tigrinum
Lineage: Eukaryota; Metazoa; Chordata; Chondrichthyes; Orectolobiformes; Stegostomatidae
Gene: fbxo8
Product: F-box protein 8
Exons: 6
Coding region: 366-1307 (313 amino acids)
Biological process (GO): regulation of ARF protein signal transduction
Molecular function (GO): guanyl-nucleotide exchange factor activity; protein binding
Source: RefSeq, a predicted model, not a curated record
AAACAUCCGGCGUCAUUGCAUCACGGGAUUACGUCUACCCUCACGCAAGUGGCUUGAGAGAGAGAGGGAAAACAAAGUUAAUUAGACGCAGGAGGGGUUCAAAGUAGAAGCGUCGUGGCGGAUUUUUGCAAAGUGAUUUAUUACGUUCCUUGCAUCUCAAUGCACCGCUCAAGGAAAACUCUGAGCGCAGACCUUCGUGAGCCGAAUUUUAUUUUUGUCGGUCGAUUGUAACCCUAUCUUCCGUUCGUUGCCCCCUCUCUAUUUUCUUCUUCUUGCUGGUGUUUUUUUUUGCGUGAGGAGGAGAAGGGGGGGGUGGGGUCUGCUGCUGUGGAUAUUAUUGGUUGGACCAAGUGCGGCUCCGACAGAUGGGUCAGGGGCUGUGGAGAGUUGUAAGGAAUCAGCAGCUGCAACACAGAAGAUACAGGGAGGAAAGUUAUUACCUUGGGGGACAUGACAGGAGACUCACUGCUGCAAGUCGCAAGCAGGCCCAGAUUGGGAUUGAUAUCUACCACAUUCUGAGAGUUGGCAGAUCGAAGGAAGAGCGUGGAUUUCCAGACCUGGAGCUAUUGCCCCCAGAGCUUAGUUUAACCAUUCUGUCGUACUUGAAUGCAACGGAUCUUUGUCUGGCCUCAUGUGUUUGGCAAGACUUGGCUAAUGAUGAUGUCCUUUGGCAAGGGUUGUGUAAAUCCACCUGGGGUCACUGUUCCAUUUAUUAUAGAGACCAUCCUUCAAAUUUUAGCUACCGGAAACUCUACAUGCAACUCGAUGAAGGCAGCCUUACGUUCAAUGCUAACCCUCAUGAGGGAAUAGGCUACAUUUUUCGCAAAGGCAUAUUGGACAAUGCUCCAAAGGAAAUUGCAAAGUUUAUUUUCUACACAAGAACACUAAAUUGGAAGAAACUUCGAAUUUAUUUAGAUGACAGGAGGGAUGUGUUAGAUGAGCUUGUGACACUGCACAAUUUCAGCAAUCAGUUCCUGCCUAAUGCACUCAGAGAGUUCUUUCGGCACAUCCAUGCUCCUGAAGAACGUGGCGAGUACCUGGAGACUCUAAUUACCAAAUUUUCACAACGAUUCUGCGCUUGUAACCCCGUCGUUACCAGAGAGCUUGGCCUAAGCCCAGAUGCUGUGUAUGUUCUUUGCUAUUCUUUGAUCCUGCUUUCCAUCGAUUUGAAUAGUCCACAUGUGAAGAACAAGAUGUCCAAGCGGGAGUUCAUCAGGAACACUCGUCGGGCUGCCCACAAUAUUAGUGAGGAUUUUGUGGGACAUUUGUAUGACAAUAUCUACCUUGUUGGUCAUGUGGCUGCCUAAAUGCACCACUAACAAAACCUAUAGAACAUGAGAGUCAAACCUAUAAAGUUGCACAAUGAUGUAUUUGACCUUUUGUAAACACGAGGAUUAUUUUAGUGCUGGCCAUUGUAACCUCUGUGUACAAUCAGAACUUUUUUGUGUUUUCCAUCUUGCGUUUGUUAGCACUUUGAUAACUGACUACCCAUUUGUGUUUAAUAUUAUUUUAGUUAUCAUGAGUUGCAUAUUAUAGUGCCAAUGACUGAUGCAACAUUUUAGAAGGUAAAUUAACCUAUAACUGGCAUAAAAAGUAUAAGGACCACAAAGUCUUCAGAAAUUGUGGUUGGGUUUACAGAUUAAGUGGGACUAUGAAUUCCCUAACUUUUUUUUGUUUAUUUUUAUUGCAUGUGAUGUGUGUAAAUGAAAAAUGAGAGAUUUAUAAUCAUAUAAUUAUUUUAUUGUGAAGUGUUUUAACUAAAAGAUUUUCCUCUGUACAAAUUAGGUGGCUACUUUCUCUUUAUUGAAUUAGAACUUUUAUGUUACAGAAGAAGGAGAAAAAAAAAGCACUUUGUUUUGCAUUUUUUGACAUAUGAAAUAGUUAGAACAUGAAUGUUUGUUUCCCCCAUGGGUUAAUCUCUUACCCAACUUAGACUUGCAGAAGACAUUAUUUUUCAAUUAGAAUCCAGUCUUGAAAGAACACUAUUUAAACUGUUGUCAAAACAUUAUUGAAACUUUACCAAGUGUGCUGGUGUAAAGGACUGCUUGAGUAAUUAGUAACUUGUAUGAAAUCCUAGUUAAACUUUCUCAAAACACAUUUUUUCUCUGUUUUCUUUUAAAGCAUCUAUUCUUACUUAGUACUAUUUUAGUAGGAAGAUAUUUUAAGUAUUAACUGGCACGCAAGGAAGUAGGCAUUUUAUUCAAAUCAAUCAUGUGAUGUUUAAGCCAGUUAUUAUUUGAGUUGGUUCUUGGUUGCAAGAUAAUCACCUAGUUCAAUGAAUAGCCUUUACAGGAGCAUAGAGCAUUCCACGUUAGAUGUCUGGUCUAUGCUUGGCUAACUGUUCUUAGCCAUUAUGUGAGUGAGAGUAUUUAAAAUUGGCUUUGGCCAAGUCGACAAGGAAACAAUUAUCUGGCGUUUCCAUGACAUGUGUCCAGAAAUUAUUGAGUUAUGUGCGCCUGAAUGCAAGCAUAGAGACAGGCUUGAUUGUGGUGCACCAUGUAGUUAAAUAGCCCAUCGUGCAGUCAGCCGGAAGCCUGCCGUAAAUAAUGGCUUCGAGGACAGUAGAUCAGAAAAUACGCUAUCUUCACAGAGUCCAUACUUGCACGUGGCAUUAAACUGAGGGGAGGAAAGACUUUUUGGAAAAAAUAUAAAAACUGAUUUCUGAAAAUAUUUUUGACUAAAUUGAAGCCUGGAUUCUAAGGAUCAUAUUUUAUGCAGCAGAAACAAUUCUCAUGUUAAAACAUCCAUUGCUGCUGUAAAGUUUUUACGUGUAUUUCAAUGGUCACUAUAAAGAGGAAGGCAAAAAUUAAUUUGGAAUUUAUCAUCUACAUUAUAGUCCCUCCCAAUGUCACUGAUAAAUAUUCUAUCAAGGAGUGAUUUUAUGUUGUGAAGUGCCAUUUGAUUUAAGAAAAGCACAUAUGAUUGUUGGGGUUAGGGUCCAAAAUAGUAUUAUUUUAAUUGCUUCUCUAUAAUGCACUGAAAUGGUCUUUGUUUUUCCAUGUAGUAUGUUUCCAGUUCAAUAAUGCAAAUAUUAUAUCAUUCUACUAUUCCAAUGACCCCUGAACAUUUACCAUUAGUACACUGUAUAGUUCAAUGUAGACAAAUUACUGUUUAGGUGCAUGAAAGGCAGUGCACCAACAAACAAAUGAAAAAAUAAUAUUUAAGGCAGUGUAUCUGGCAAAGACCCACCAUACUUUCUCUGGAACUUGAGUUUCUACUUAGCCCAAUCCCUUAACGUGCAAAUAUUUUGGUUGGCUGAAGGGCUUCUGUGUAAAGUAGAUUUUGGCAAGCUCAACCUUGUCUUCAGUGAGUACAGUUCAUAAUCCUACAGCACAAAAUAGCCACAACUUACCCCACAUUGGGCAAUAGCCACGCACUUAUGAAAUGUAUUCACUGUUGCAAUGUUCGAGAAACAGUUUAUCCGGUCUUGUCGAGUCAUACAGAACAGAAACAGAACCUUCAAUCCAACUAGUCAAUGCCGACCAUGUUCCCAAAUUAAAUUAGUUACACUUUGCCUGCGUUUGGCCCAUAUGCCUCUAAAAUCUUCCUAUUUGUGUACUUAUCCAAAUGUCUUUUAAAUGUUGUAACUGUACGCAUCCACCACUUCCUCUGGCAGUUCAAUCCAAACAAGAACCACUUUUUUCUUAGUUGAUGACCUAUCCUUUUUAAACUUGCUCCUGUCACCUUAAAAGUAUGCUUUCUAGUUUUGAACUCUGCCCACCCUUGGGAAAAGACCCUUGCUUAUUCACCUUAUCUGUGCCCCUCAUGAUUCUGAGCGAAGAGGCCUGAAUUUUCUCACGGUCUACAGAAUCCCAAUGUUUGGCCAAAUUAUUGCCCCAAACCAUCACCUGUCAGCAACAAGACAGGACCAGGAACUUUCCCAGGGAUCACCGGACUUGCUGUUCAUUUGAGAAUGGAUAGCUAGUUUAGGCAGACCAUUGAGUGGGCUCCGCUUGGCCAUAUUGAGGUCUGUGAGGGUACUUCAACUUGCGACCAAUGAUAAUCCCUCAAAGAUAAACCUCACCAGAUAGAUGAGGGAAUUUGUGGGACCACCCUUUCCAUUAACAAACUUGCCAUUUGUGCAAUCAGGCUUGGAUUCUCUGUGUCUUCUGCAGCCCCUCCCUGACCAUGCACUGAAAUACAGUUCAACCAUUGGCAUGGUGCCAACAAAGGUACAAGCUUCCCCUAAUUGGGAUGGUAAUGAUGCAUAUUAGUUGCCAAGUAUGUGGGAAACCAGUCUUCACAGGCCACCUCAAGAAAGAUCCCAUCAGUGGAAGUUCAUUUAGUUAACAAGUUACCAUCCCAAACACCUACCCACUUUUCCAACAAUGGAGAAGGAAAAUUCAGCCUGCGUUGCAUUUAGCACAUAUUGCAGAAGAAGCAUGAUUCACCGCUGCCGUCGCCAUCACUUUUCUUGUAAUUUGAAAGUUUUGUUGUACAGUCUCCUUGAGCUCUACUGGUUGCAGCACAUGAUAAUCAUAUCCGUUUAAGGGUUGAAUUAAAAAGUUAAAUGGCAGAAUAUGUCAAGUGACAUGGUAAUGUCAUCUUACAAAGUAGUGGUGGAAGGUGGUUUCUAUUUCCUAAGACCAGCUUUCCUAUAUGAAAGCCAUUUAUCUGAGAUUUCUCUGUAUGAAUCAUGAGAGUAGGACUUUUAAGGUGACUAAAAUGUAGCAAUUGAAAAUUAAUCGUGACCUGGUUUCUCCAUGCUGCAAAAUUGUAGAAAUGCAAAAUCAAAUCAAAGCAUAAUAGAAAAUAUUGAUCAAAUCCACUUCUCAAAUUUCACAUUGCUGUAACUGAAAUGUAUUUUUAUUUGAAUUGAGUUGGCAAAUGCUGUUUUGUGCAGGAGUUUAUUGUAGAAUUAUCUUAAUUGAAUAUUUUAUGUAAAUUUCUUAAUCCACAUUUGUCUGUUGACAAUUGCUGCUGUCAUGUUUUACAGAUAGCAACCUUCUGUAAAUCUAGCCCCGGAUGCAAAAUAUAAUGGUGAGGGUAAAAUUGCUUUUUAGAUUUUUAAAUACAAUUGUAGUUGGCCUUGAAUAAGAUUUUUUUUUACACAUAAUCUUUUGUCGAUUGUAAAUAAUAGACUUACGUAAGUCAGGUUUUAUAUUAAGAACAUAGGAAUUACUUGACAAUAGAGGACCAGGGUCCAUCUCUGUUUUUCCUUCUACAAUCCUGAUAGCUGUAUGAUUUAGUGAUGAAGAAGUUCUUGACUAAUCAUUAGCAAUCAGUCUCUAUUAAUUAGCCUAAAGAAGACUGCAAAAUGAGAUAGGAAAACCCUAUUGAUAGCUUUGAGAACAUCAGACCAAAGUCACCUUGCUUCCAUCCACGCAUACUCUUCCACUCAGUUGUCAAAAUAAUGAUUUGAAGAAAAUAUUGGCCAAACAUCUGCACUCUCUACUUGGUCAACUUCUGAUUUUUCCUUCCGUGUGAACAAUUUGGAGUAAAAUUAUGGCUUGGUGAAUGCAAUCUUUUUAUGUGCUGAAUCCAUAACAAAGAAAUAAUGUGCUAAAGAAGAACACAUUCUUUAUUACUAAUUUAACAAAUGCAAAUCCUCAAAGUGAAGCCAUGCCUGUUGCUGAGUUUAAGGUGAUUAUUCUGUCACUUAGUCUAUAGGAGUCAAUAGUCAGUAAUAUGUCACAUUGUUUGUUUCUCUCCAAGUGUUCAGCAGUUGGUACUGAGGUCGCAGCAGUGAAGAUUGACUGCUCAAGAGCCCUAGCUUGUCCUGAACCUAUUUAGCAAGGGUCAUUUUCUCAAGAACGUGUUUACAGUUUGUUUUAUACGUCACAUGCCCUGCAACAUUUUGAUUACAUAAGAUUGACUGUAAUGCAAAAUGAAAGACACUGGCCAAUUUUGGGGUUUCAUUUUGUCAAUAAUAUGAAAAGAGUUUUGCUGUAGUCUAAUGUACCAAUCUUCCAGUUAAAAGACUGUAACUGCACUUUGUGCCAUGACUUGAAGAAAUGACGCCAUUUUGAAAGUUGACAAAAAGAUUCCAGAAUGAAUUUCCAAUAAAUAAAAUUGAAGAUAAGGCAUCCGUAAUGUAAAAACUGCUGUGAAGUGACAUUCCCAAAGAUUUGAUGCAGUCAUUUCAUUGCUUCAAAAUGCUGAACAAAAUAUUUACCAGGGAACCCCAUCCAUUGUUACUGAUCCUGUCCUAAUGGUAUUUUGGAUAGAAACUGUGUGAUAUGCCCUAAUGUUGCACGUCCUGAUACUGUAUGUCCCAACAGAAAUAAUAAACUCAUUCACUUCUAGUAGGGAAUUGAAUUUCCUAUUUUACAGCUUCAUUUUGCAGCUUAAUGCAAGGUUCAGUAAUACUGACUACAGUGCAGGGAAUGUUCUUUUUAACAAGCAUAUAAAUCCAAAUUUACCCAUCUCUGAUCCUCAUUGGAUAUGUAAUUUUAGAUCAACUGUAUUUUGGAGAUUAGAUUUGAGGUUAACUAAAUAUCCUGAAAACAUCCAUAUUGGGUCCAGAUGCAACUAAAUCAAUGUUUGAUAAUUGGGGAAUCUUAUUGCGAUGCAAAAAAUUGUUCCCACUCUACUUUUGUUUGCAGGCUUUGUCUUAAAAUUACAUAACCAAUCUGAUAUUAUUUAAAAAUUAUGGUAGGAAACAUAGUUUCAAAAUGCAGUCAGCCGCACAGGAAAUCUGAUGUUUAGGCAUCAGUGGAGUUUACAGAGUUAACUGUGGUACACAGUAACAGGGUAGUGCUUAAAAACAAAAAAAAAUGACUGUUGUACUGUCUCAGAUACAGAAUCAUUUUUAAAAUCCUACAUGUUGUAAUGGAACACCGCUUCUUGAAUGAUCUUCUAUAAAUUGAAAGCUAUGUAUAAAAUACCAUCCAAAGAUCUGCUUUUGAAACAUUUGGUUUUAUUUAAAAGAUACAACACCACAGAUUUUCAUUUCUAAUUAGUCUUUUGUAUAAACAAACUAUAUUUUAAUAUUUAGUGCUGCUUAGUAUUUGUGCAGCAAUAAAUCAUGCCUUUUUUAAAUACUUGAUUGGAGAAAACUAUUGCAUUACAAUGAUUUGUCACGUGCUAAGAAAUACUCUUAGUAACGUUGCAAGCCCUUUGUGUGCUUCAAGUAAUUCUUUUUUGUAUCCUUUUUGAAGUUGACGUAUGAAUAGCUCUGAUGAGGAUUUCCUCUGCACUGGUUAUAGCAGCAUCAUAGACAUUUUUGUAUAUAUAGCUAUCACUUUUGUUACACUUCUCGCAUCACAGAGAAAACUUUCCUCUAAGGUGGAAUAUUUUACAUCAUGUUUCCUAUGGUCCACUUUAUGUGAUUUAAAAGCUGCGAUUUUAUGGCCGAGAAGAUUUUAUGCCUGAAACGUGAAGCAUCUUCAAGUGUGUAUUUUCACUGUAAAUCUAUUCGUCUGGACUUAUAGACUAACAAUCUUUAAGACAAGGCGUUGAAUGUAUAGGAUUUUCUUUUAAAUGGCUGGAAGGAAGCUUGGUUUAAUGGCACUAAAUAUUUGCCAUUUUUACACUUGUUAAUGAUAUUUACUUUGAGGUUUAUACCUUUAUGUUAAAAAACUACUUGUUAAAUUGGUAUUUUGUUUUUUGUGCGAUAUUAAAAAAAACUUACGUUCAGCAGAAAAUCAAUUCAGGUACCAGCUUUACAAUUUUAGUUCAAUGUUUACAAAGGAAUUCUAAUUAAUUUGUACUUUAACAGUGAGAAUAUUGGAGAGAAUUAUUUUGACAAUGUUCAAGGAUAUUAAAACUUUUGUUUGGCAAUUCACUAUGUAUCUCAUGCUUUUACUUUGUCAAUUGUAUAAUAAAUGCCUAGUUUCAUGCCAAGUAGAAUUUCUUCAAAAAAAGUUCCUACAAGCAUGAAAAAGUGAUAUGAUUCAAUUCUGCAUUAUAUCCAAUUUUAUAUUUAAACUUGCUCAUUUUAUGUAAUUUUAAGACGCAUGUUUAAAGUUACUGGAAAAUACCUUUUGUUUAAGGCCUCUUUGUGAACUUCCUUAAACUAAACAUUAGCGCACACAAUAGAAUGGUCUUGAUAGAAGGAAAAUAAUUCAUUGUUGAAACACUAUGCACUUAAAAUAAUUGUCCUUUAAUUUUGGUAACUGUGCACGCUACCCAUCUAUUUAUGGUUUACACAGGUUAAUAACAGUGAAGAUGCUUUCUAGUUUCUUGUGUCACUUUUUGUACGGAGUGCAAUCUGUCAAUUUGCACACAAUUAAAGUUGAUCUUGAAGUGUUAUCCCAGUGUAUGUUUUUUUACCAUGUGCCAUUCCAAUUUUGCUGAUAGUAGGAUAUUUGAGCUCAAUUAA